AUGCCGCUGCCAGAUCUCGACCAGGAUAUUACGCCUAUCCCCCGCUCGCGGGAGGAGAACCAGGAGAGAGCCUUUAUUGCUGCGUCACGGCGCAAGGAUCGCAGCUUAGAUGCUCGGCUGGAGUCUGCCAACCGGGCUUCUAUGUUGCAUAAGAAGCGCACGGGCAAGGCAUUUCACAUCACCAAGGAUAUCGUGGAGAAAGAGGCCAUGUAUGAAGAGGUCGAUGAACGGUAUCAAGAAAAACGGAUUCUCAUGCUGCAACGCCAAAACGAGCAAAUUGAAGAGCAGUUCAAAAACCAUCUACUGGCCGCCUUUGCAGCACGCGCUCAAUUCAACAACUCCUCUAUCCACAGCCGGCGAGCCAGCCACAUGACCCCGCGGCCAUCACUCAGUGGAGUCAAUGGCGGUCCACGGAAGAUGAGCUUGGAUUUGUCUAAUAUUCGCUCGUCCUUCUCCCAGGGCCCAGGCUCAAUGGCAAGCCCAAUGCCAACGGGUGAUGGCUAUGUCCUAUCACCUACGGCGUCGUACGACCCGAGUGCCCAGUCCUACAUGGCCAGCAUGAGCGGUUCCCAGACGCCAUACUCCGACAUGUUCUCUGCACCGACAGGGAACCAGUCUGGGCAGAUGCCAGCCUACAUGAGCCAACAAGCCUCCGCCCCGGGCUGGAACUCCCAAGUACCCGCAUGGGCGCCCAUGCAACAGCAGAACCCAACCCCUGCACAAACGCCCACCGACGCGCAGGCCGUGCAGAUGUGGCAGCAGCAAAUGAUGCAGCAGGCUCAAAUGCCUGACACGGCGACCCAAAUGCAUCAGUUCCGGGAUCGCCUUGCGUCCGCACCAGAGUUGCCUCUGCAACACACGGCUCCACCGAUUCCCUCAGCAUCCAUCUCAGGCCCCACCGGCCACCAUCCUACCCACGGUCAUUCGCGCGGCCAGUCCCAUCCAUCGAACAACUUGCACAAACUCAAUCUGCUUACUCAGACCACGAACCUUUCCCACUCGCAGAUGGCUCCUUCCAGUCUCAGCUCUCCCAGGAUCGAGGCUUUAUCAGCGGGCACUCAGUCUACUCCGGACUUCUGCCCCACUCCCAACACCCCGCUAUCGCCGACAGCGCAUGCUACGAUGUCGCCCGGUGCGAAGUUCAACAGUGAUGGCAUUAUGGUCUCCCAUGAGGAGAUGGAUCCUGAUUUCACGGAUUUCAGUCAGUUUGCGUUCCACUUGGGUAACUCGAGUGUUCCGCUUUCCGACCGUGAUCAGCCUUUUGCCUUUGACGAUCUUCUCGCUCUUGAUGAUUUCACCAGCGUCUCUUGUUAA
This is a messenger RNA of Penicillium psychrosexuale, 1314 nucleotides long. RefSeq lists its product as uncharacterized. Bases 1 to 1314 code for a protein of 437 amino acids. NCBI's taxonomy places the organism in Eukaryota, Fungi, Ascomycota, Eurotiomycetes, Eurotiales, Aspergillaceae. The record is from RefSeq and is a predicted model, not a curated record. The transcript has 2 exons.